Molecule: messenger RNA, 630 nt
Organism: Boeremia exigua
Lineage: Eukaryota; Fungi; Ascomycota; Dothideomycetes; Pleosporales; Didymellaceae
Exons: 1
Source: RefSeq, a predicted model, not a curated record
CAUCGUGUUCCCAGGUCCCGUUCUGACGUUGCCCAAACACUACGAGCCCUUAGCCAAGGUAUUCGGUACAAACAUUUGAAGUUUGUCAUUCUCAACUUUUCUAGAAAGUGGCUGCAAAACUCUGAGAUGCAAGCAGGCGACACAUCAGUGCUGCGGCAAGGGUUAAAAGAUACGCUCGAGGCUGCUGCUAUCCUUCACCCCGGCAACGCGCCGUCUUUCUCUGAAGACGACGAGGACGAAUACCGAGACUUCUGUACCACCAUGCUCACCGAGAAGAUCAGGGUGUUAAGGGCCCUUCAUACCCUGUUCCAAGCUGGAACUGAACGCUUCCGCCAAGUCGCUGGCGCCCCAAAAACCUCACUGAACCUUGAUGUCAUUCUCAAUAAGCACCUGCUCAACGCUGUUGACCAGGACGAGAUGUAUGCCUCGGCGAACGAGUCAUAUACCUCCUUCAAGGCCACACUGCUUGAGGAAUACACAAUGCGGAUCGAUCUGCAUGACAAGCAUAUUGAUCGGGUAGAGGCUUUGAAGGCUAGGUCCGUUGAUCCGGAUGACACGGAUGACACAGAGGACGACGAGGAUGAAGAUGAUGGAGAUGGGCAGAAGGUUGAUGAAGAAGAAUCGUUGUGA